This is a messenger RNA of Sclerotinia sclerotiorum 1980 UF-70, 1422 nucleotides long. RefSeq lists its product as hypothetical. The transcript has 2 exons. Gene Ontology annotation, biological process: carbohydrate metabolic process. The coding region runs from base 1 to 1422 and encodes 473 amino acids. The record is from RefSeq and is a predicted model, not a curated record. Lineage: Eukaryota; Fungi; Ascomycota; Leotiomycetes; Helotiales; Sclerotiniaceae.
AUGUUGUGCGACAGCACAUAUGUCGCUGGUGCCCUUAGUACUCUGUCAAAGUCCUUCUCCGCGCUCUCCUCGCCAAAGACGAACGAGAAUAUCAUCAACAAAUACUUUGCUGAAUUAAUUGGCUUUUAUUUUGGUCAAGAUGCCUUUGCUUUACGACAACAAGCUUAUGAUGAUAUGUUAUGGGUGGUUUUGGGCUGGUUGCAGACGGUGAAAUUCAUUGACCUACACUCGGAAUUACAUUAUUCCAACCUCUCUCAACCAGAAUGGUACGGAAAACAAUACAAACCUGCAUUUGCACACCGCGCUCGACUAUUUUGGGAGUUAGCAUCACAAGGAUGGGAUACUACUCUCUGUGGUGGUGGAAUGAUAUGGUCUCCAUAUCUUCUCCCAUACAAGAAUGCCAUCACCAAUGAACUCUAUAUCGCAGCUUCGAUAUCGAUGUACCUAUAUUUCCCUGGCGACUCUAACCAAUCUCCAUUUCUAUAUUCAAACUCUACCUAUCCACCUCGGGAUCCGAAAUAUCUUCAAGCAGCUGUUGAUGCUUACAAAUGGUUGAACAGCUCAAACAUGACUGAUCUGCAAGGAUUAUAUGUCGAUGGAUAUCAUAUCUCGAAUCUUUCUACCAGUGACAAUACCCGCUGCGAUUCUCGAAAUGAGAUGGUAUAUACAUACAAUCAAGGGGUUUUGCUUACUGGCCAACGUGGUCUCUAUGAUGCGACUGCUGCACGAUCAUACCUUGAAGAUGGCCACAAACUCAUCCAUGAUGUUAUUAAUGCUACAGGUUACGAUUUGAACCAUGACAUUGUCAUUUCACCACCACCCCAAAAUGGUUCCACUUUGGCGAAAUGGUUUGGUUUAGGUAGAAAUGGGAUACUAGAAGAAGCUUGCGAUUCAGAUGGUUCCUGUUCCCAAGAUGGGCAAACUUUCAAGGGCAUAUUCUUUCAUCAUUUGACGGCGCUCUGUAGCGAUUUACCGGCAAGACCUAAUGCAGGCACCGAAGAGAGUUUGAAGCUCGAUAGAGAAUGGCAUUCUGGCAAGUGCUCGAAAUAUGCAGGUUGGAUCAGACGAAAUGCUGAGGCUGCAUUAAACACCAAGGAUGAAGAGGGGAGAUUUGGGAUGUGGUGGGGGGCACCGGCUGCAAACAGUUCCCUUAACAACGAGACACCGAGCCUGAUAUCAGAAGACUCUGUAGACUAUCGAAACCUAGGAGUUCCAAACAAUAGAGAAUGGAGAGGUGAGAAAUACAUGAAAGGAGCGAAAGCGAGCAAGAUUCUUAGAUAUGGAGAAGAUGGAAGUCAUGGUCGUAUUGAGACACAAGAUCCCAACGACCGAGGUAGAGGAAGAACUGUAGAGACUCAGGGUGGAGGAUUAUCUGUAUUGAGAGCAUCCUGGGAGAUAGAACUCAGACAAAUUUGUAUAUAG